This is a messenger RNA of Pomacea canaliculata, 2949 nucleotides long. RefSeq lists its product as uncharacterized. The record is from RefSeq and is a predicted model, not a curated record. Lineage: Eukaryota; Metazoa; Mollusca; Gastropoda; Architaenioglossa; Ampullariidae. Gene Ontology annotation, molecular function: calcium ion binding. Gene Ontology annotation, biological process: lipid metabolic process.
GCCGCAGAUGACCCGGCUUUGACCAGUCACGUACCGCCAGCCUCAUUCGAUGCUGCAGCAGGAUACUGUAGUAGGAUACUGUAGUCGGACCUACAGACGGACAGACCUAUAGACGGAUAUCUCUCUGCCCUUUUGCGCACCCUUGCAGCCUACGUGCUUGCGAUGUUCUGACAACACUGUGGGCUUGGCUUGCAGCCCCCUGCGUUCUUCCGGCGAGUUAUCUGCGCCACUCGCGUAUAAAUAACCAGCAGGCGCGUCUACCUGCGCACUCUAAUCCUCGAUUCCGUUAUGCAAACCCCGUUGGAAAGAGCGAGUGAACUGAAGGCAUGAACAGAAAGCAAGAGAAAAUAAAAAUGUUCCCGAGGAGACGAAGAUAUUAAUAUUCUUAUAAACUUAUUUCUUCUCGAGGUCAGAGUUUAUCAGCCGGAUAGACAGGAUAGACAGGAAGCACACUGAACUCUCAUCUGGUGGUGCAGCAGUGGCCUAGAAACAGGCAAACACGUGUGGCGCUCGUCUGGAAUUCAGUACGAGAAGGCCAGGCAUAACAUCACCCUCUAGUUUUCGACAAAUGCCAACACCGUCUGCCUUUCUCUGACAUUUCAGCUCGUUAGAUUCUCAUAUUCUGAUGACAUUCUGCUUUUACAACUUUAGAACACGACUUCUGCCAGUCAACCUUUCAGAUCUUUCAACAGAAAAAAUAAACAUAACAACAAGACCUGGUUGUGCAUACUCCAUCCCACUGCUAACUUCCCAAGCAGUUGUGUGAUCACAAGCAGAUGGGUAACAAACACAGCGUUCGCUUGAAGCACAGCGAUGUCCGAGAGACUUACUCUAAGAAACGUUUCCGAGCUCUCAACGAAAGCUUGUCCAAGAGUCAGAACGAUGUGUCUUCGUGCGCCGUCCGCAAGGUGGACGAGGACUCGUCAGCACGAGGAGCUCAUCAAGGACAAUCAGGAAAUCGUUGUGGAGAGGAACGGUGCGCGCGGUAACAUGGCAGGCAGGUACGAGAGGUCGUCUUCGCACUAUGAUGACGUCGACUUCCGGGCCAGGCGAGAGAACCCGGCUAAGUACCGCUUCCAGUUCGAGAAUCUCGUCUUCGAAGGCGGCGGAAACAAGGGUUUGGCUUAUUGCGGGGCAGUGAAAUAUUUGGAAGAGCUUGGCCUGAUGGAGCAGAUUAAAAGUUUUGCUGGCAGCAGCGCCGGAGGCAUGAUGGCCGCUUUAUUAGCUCUUGGGUAUAAGGCUGACGAGGUCGAACAGUUCCUCAGCGACAGAAUCGACGAAAUUUUUAUAGAUCACUCCUGUGGCUACUGUAGCCUGCUGCCCAACCUGUUACGAGAUUUCGGCUGGAACCCUGGCAAAAAAAUCUACAACUGGUUUGGCGACAAAGUGAAGAGCAAGACCAACAAUGCGGACCUCACAUUCAAAGAAUUAUAUCACCUCAAUGGAAAAAUGUUAUGCAUCGUCGUGACCAACCUCAGCCAGAUGACAACGGAGUACUGCCACCCUAAGACUACACCGGACAUGCCUAUUAGGGUAGCUGUGCGCAUGUCUAUGGCUAUUCCAGGAAUGUUCUCUGCACUGCGGUACGACCACUAUGGACAGAAAGAUGUGUAUGUGGAUGGUGGAGUGCUGUGUAACUACCCUAUCCACUGCUUUGACGGUUGGUAUCUGUCGAUGUCACCGGAAGAUUCAUUUGUGCGCCGCUUACAACCUUUACAAGAAAUACCCAUCAUCAUGGAGCGGAACAACCGCUUUGGUGCCUUCAACAACAAGACACUGGGCAUGCUUUUAUAUGCAGAUGGCGAGGACGAUAUCUUACGAUACAACCUGGAGAAACGAGCAGACUGCCUUAUUCCUCGAGAGCCCAAAUCAAAAACUAAGUUAUACCUUCAGCGACAAAAAGAAGCCAAGGUGAAGGAGCGGGCCCAGAGAGAGCACGGAAAGGUUGUGCAAGCGGUAGAUAACUUCUUAAAAGUCUUGAAGAAACACAACAUUGACCAGAAUGAUGUCAUCAGCAUAAGUGAAUUGGACAAUGCUUUCAAGGACAACGAGUUUCCCAAAGCACAAGCCGAGCUGUUGUUUGGUAGCAAUUUCACUGUUCAGAAGGCCUUUGACCUGCUAGACCGAGACAAAAAUGGCAAGAUACGCUACGACGAACUGGUUCACUUCAUAGAAGCAAAUGGAGUGUGUUUACAGACCCGUUUCGUGGGAUACCAACGCAAGGAAAUAAAGAACUUUGUGAACUUCCUAGAUAUGCUCCAGAAUACACUUGUAUUCAAUGUUAAAAAACUGUAUGUGGAGUCACGUGACUUGGACCGAACAGUUGGCAUCAACACUGGUCACGUCUCUACCACAGAUUUCGUUCUGGAGGAAGCGGACAGAGAAUUCGUAGUACAGCGUGGAUACUUCGCUAUGCGUUCGUUUCUACGUUAUUACGUUGUGAACAACCGAGACAUGGUUGAGAGGAAAGAAGAAGACCGGUCCACCUUACCGCCCCUCCUUGAAAAUGAACUCCCAGUGCCAUCAUAAACAUCCAACAAUGUAGGCUCAGGACUUCAGAAAUGUUCAUCGUCUUGUCGUCGCCUUUCAUCGACUCGUCGUAGAGACACACUGAAGGCAGCUAGGAAGACAGACGACUGACAAAUUGAAAUCUGUGGUCAGAUUUGAUGAUGGUGUUGUUGUUGUUGUUGUUGUUAUUUUCUAUGGUUGCGAACAGUAGCGUAUUCGACAGAAGGCCAAGACUUCCCCUACUGACACAUAUGUGCCUGAAAUAUGUCUCUGUCCUUUUCCUUUUCCUUGUGUCUUUUUCAUGGAUCAUGGUCUCAUAUUUUAAGUGUUGUGUUCUCUAUUUUUAGAGAGGAACAUGCGAUAAUUUUUUCGUCUUUAUUUUACUUCUUAUAGGGAAGUGUUUUAAAGUUGUAAAACAUGAUUAAAGCAGGUUAACAUACA